AUGGAGAAACGUUCAAUCGUGUUUUAUCCCAGCUUAAUCUUUGCCGUCGUGCAUAUUUGCGCGACGAUUGGUGAAGUUUCUCACUGUAAUUCUGGAGUCACAGUGAAAGAUCUUCUCAAGUUAGCCAGGGUUCACGAAGCAAGCGCACAAUCUUAUGCUGCAAAGUUGAAACAACACAAAAUCGAUCAAACUGUUCUCGGCAGUCUGACAUUACAACAGCUUCAAUACAUCGGAAUUACAGCGCUCGGAGAUCGUCUGAAGAUCUUCAAUUUCUUCUCGAAAGAUACUGACGAUUGCGCCAGCUCGCCAUGUCAGAACAAGGGCUUGUGUCGAGACGGCCAUCGUUGCUUUUCGUGCACUUGCGACCCCAAUGGUGGAUAUUAUGGCCUGAGUUGUGAGUUAAAGUGCCCCUGCCUUAACCGCGGUGUUUGCAAGACAAGCCAAAGUGGCGGUUUUGAGUGCGUUUGCCCGCCAGGCUACUCCGGUGAUUUAUGUAACACGAAGUAUUUGACUGCGGAAAAAUUCUUAAAACUUGAGGAAACAUUACAACAGCUACAAACAAGACUAACAGAAAGCGAACAACGAAUCAAGAAUCAGGAUGCUCAGAUAAAGGAACUACAAUCCCGUCCAACUGGAUCUUGGAAAUUUUAUCGUGCAGAUGGGAACCUUGGCCCACUCGAUAAGAUUCAACCACAUAUACCAAGACCGACCUAUAUCCAAAGGUUACCAAUUGACCUUCCCGUGAACACCAGAGCCAUCAUCAUUUCGGUAUUUUCGUAUUUCUUCAAUGGCAGAGGUUACAACGAUUUGAAUUACAUCAUCCACCAAAGAGACAACGACAGUCCGACAACCAGAGCACGAGCCGAAAAUUACCAUCACAACAUCCAUGGUAACUCAUUCCUGUACGAGCAAAUGAUUCCUUGGAACACCUCUUUUCCCAAUGAAUUGGUCUUCAAAAGCUGGAGGUCAGUCAUUUCUGCUGACGGAAACUGGUAUCGCAUGCGUUUGGUUGGUUACAUAACUUCUCCAUAAAAUGAAAUACUUUGAAACAAAAUCACUUAAUGUAUGUUGGUAUAAUUGAGGAGUAUAGCUCAUUAAGGAAUUUGCAUGUAAAAUUCGUUCCAUAGUUAACGAACUAAUACUACGAAUAGAAGCUCACUCACUCUCACUC
Molecule: messenger RNA, 1171 nt
Organism: Dendronephthya gigantea
Lineage: Eukaryota; Metazoa; Cnidaria; Anthozoa; Malacalcyonacea; Nephtheidae
Exons: 3
Coding region: 1-1032 (343 amino acids)
Biological process (GO): establishment or maintenance of epithelial cell apical/basal polarity; heterophilic cell-cell adhesion
Cellular component (GO): plasma membrane; protein-containing complex
Molecular function (GO): protein binding; calcium ion binding
Source: RefSeq, a predicted model, not a curated record